AUGGAGGAGAGUAAUAUAUGGAUAGAAGAGAGUAAUGUAUGGUUGGAGGAGAGAAAUGUAUGGCUGGAGGAGAGUAAUGUAUGGAUAGAAGAGAGUAAUGUAUGGAUGGAGGAGAAUAAUGUAUGGAUGGAGGAGAAUAAUGUAUGGCUGGAGGAGAGUAAUGUAUGGUUGGAGGAGAGAAAUGUAUGGCUGGAGGAGAGUAAUGUAUGGAUAGAAGAGAGUAAUGUAUGGAUGGAGGAGAAUAAUGUAUGGCUGGAGGAGAGUAAUGUAUGGCUGGAGGAGAGUAAUGUAUGGCUGGAAGAGAAUAAUGUAUGGCUGGAGGAGAGUAAUGUCUGGCUGGAGGAGAGUAAUAUAUGGAUAGAAGAGAGUAAUGUAUGGUUGGAGGAGAGAAAUGUAUGGCUGGAGGAGAGUAAUGUAUGGAUAGAAGAGAGUAAUGUAUGGAUGGAGGAGAAUAAUGUAUGGCUGGAGGAAAGUAAUGUAUGGCUGGAGGAGAGUAAUGUAUGGCUGGAAGAGAGUAACGUAUGGAUGGAGGAGAGUAAUAUAUGGAUGGAGGAAGAGGAGACUGCAUGGAUGUUAAAGUGCACUUUAGUCCUAGGAAUGCAUGUUCAUAUUGUUGUGGAGAAAUUGUGCCAAUGA
This is a messenger RNA of Haliotis rufescens (red abalone), 636 nucleotides long. Its product is annotated as coiled-coil domain-containing protein 70-like. The record is from RefSeq and is a predicted model, not a curated record. Lineage: Eukaryota; Metazoa; Mollusca; Gastropoda; Lepetellida; Haliotidae. The transcript has a single exon. The coding region runs from base 1 to 636 and encodes 211 amino acids.